Messenger RNA from Eublepharis macularius, 2546 nucleotides. It is a transcript of the gene CAB39L, whose product is annotated as calcium binding protein 39 like. Gene Ontology annotation, biological process: intracellular signal transduction. Lineage: Eukaryota; Metazoa; Chordata; Lepidosauria; Squamata; Eublepharidae. The coding region runs from base 408 to 1424 and encodes 338 amino acids. The transcript is spliced from 10 exons. The record is from RefSeq and is a predicted model, not a curated record. Gene Ontology annotation, molecular function: protein serine/threonine kinase activator activity.
AGUGCCAACGCUGUCUUCGGCUGGCAUGGAACUUCCUGGUUGCCUUCGGGGUUAGUUCGUCGUUUUUCUCGUUGCGGGAUUAAAAACUGACCGUCGCUGCCUGGAAACGAGCCAGGCGUGAAGUUUCGCUGCGAGGGGCAGGUGCGCCUGGAGUUGUUGCUUCCUUCCUCUCAGGCCGGUGUAAGAGGCUGUUUUUCUGACCGUUGCAAUUGUUGUCCACCAAGACCAAGUUGGAUUCUCUGCCGCGUCUGUUCCAGAGGGGAACAUUGAAAGAAAUUAAAUAAAAGGAGUCCAUUAUUGGAGCUGUCUUAGACUUUUAAAAAAAAGAGUGUUCCAUCAGGGUCUUGGUUUCUCUUGAAUCUCCAGACACGAGCAAACCUCAGAUCUUGGAAGAAAAAUAAAACUUGAUGAAAACAAAAAUGCCUUUGUUUAGCAAAUCAUACAAAAAUCCUGCUGAGAUUGUGAAAACAUUGCAAGAAAACCUGGCCAUAUUGGAAAAGCAGGAUAAAAAGACAGAGAAGGCAUCUGAAGGAGUCUCCAAAUCGCUCAAAGCCAUGAAGGAGAUUCUGUGCGGGGCCACGGACAAGGAGCCACCUACAGAGGUCGUGGCUCACUUAGCCCAAGAACUGUACAACAGCGGCCUUUUGAUCGCUCUCAUAGCCAACCUGCAGCUGAUAGAUUUUGAGGGCAAAAAGGAUGUCUCCCAAAUAUUCAACAACAUCUUAAGAAGGCAGAUUGGAACUCGGAGUCCUACAGUGGAAUAUGUCAGUGCCCAUCCACAUAUCCUGUUUAUGCUUCUCAAAGGAUAUGAAACACCCCAGGUUGCCUUACGUUGUGGAAUUAUGUUGAGGGAAUGUGUUCGGCAUGAGCCUUUGGCCAAAAUUGUACUCUUCUCAGAUCAGUUCAGAGAUUUCUUCCAAUAUGUGGGAAUCUCAACUUUUGACAUAUCCUCUGAUGCUUUUGCUACUUUUAAGGACCUGUUAACAAGGCACAAAUUGCUGGUUGCAGAAUUAUUACAGCAAAACUAUGACAUGUUUUUUGAGGAUUAUGAAAAGCUGCUUCAUUCUGAGAAUUAUGUAACAAAGAGGCAGUCAUUAAUGCUGCUGGGCGAGUUGAUUUUGGAUCGACAUAACUUUAGCAUCAUGUCCAAGUAUGUCAGCAAACCAGAGAACCUGAAGCUGCUCAUGAACAUGUUGCGCGACAAAAGCCCCAACAUCCAGUACGAGGCUUUCCAUGUCUUCAAGGUCUUCGUGGCCAACCCAAACAAGUCACCAGCCAUCGUGGACAUCCUGUUGAAAAACCAGCCCAAACUCAUUGAAUUUCUGAGCAAUUUCCAGACUGAGAGGGAAUAUGACGAACAGUUCACAGAUGAGAAGAACUAUUUGAUUAAACAAAUCCGAGAUCUGAAAAAGCCACCUUCAUGAAGGUCUCUCUUUCUACUAGUUGGAAGCCUUAAUCUCAUUCUUUCUAUGUCAUUUGGGGUGGAGGAAACCCCAUGCCAGGGGGUGCCAUGUGCCACUUUUUCUUUGCCAGUAUCUAGAGUGGAAGCACUUUUGCACAGCUAUUUGGUCCCAAAAUAAUGUUUUUUAAUCCAGACUAUGAUUAUUUAUGUUAGUCAGAGUGAUCUUUAUUCUCUCACUGCUGAAGAGGCCGCUUUGCCACUCCUUUAACAAGAUCUGAUGAUUGAUCCAUGCAGCCUUAAAGCUCCUGUAUUAUGUAACUGUCUUUUGCAAUUGUAUGGUUUUGGCCUAAUCCUGUGCACUCUGCCUCCUACGUGAUAGUACAGUUUGAAGCCGAGGAAAUAAGGCUGAUAUUUUGUUUUGCAUUUUUUCCUCACUUGGUGUAAACGUGCCCCGCCCCCAUACACAGCCUAGGUUCCUGUCCUCACUGUUCCAAUCCACUUAUUUUAGAUUGCAACACUUCUUAAGAGGAUAGACACACAGGAUCAAGCGUAGAACAGUAUAGAUCGGUGGAGCUUUUGAACAGGUUAUACCACCUGGACCGGACUUAGUCCUGCGUCCUUCCUUUCCGUGGGCACAAAUGGGCUGCUCCAGUGAAGCUGAAGUAGGCCCAACUGUUUUAACUAUAGCUUCAGUUUCUCAUGGUGAGAGUGUGUGUUUUUUUAAUAGUAUAUAUUAUGGUUGACUGUUACAAAUUGCUCAUCACAGGUAAGAAAUAGUACUUCAGCAAGGGAUGGGCAGUUUGAGUAUAUUGUGGCAGGCAACACAAAACAGGAAGAGCAGCAGGCUUCAUAAAAAGGGCACAACCGUGUCCCAAAUGAGCACUUUGUUUUUAGGGAAGGGCCCCCGGAUGGGUCUGUGGUGACUGUAAUUUGCCUGGCCAAACAUAGACGCCACCUUCCUCCACAAGAGAGCGACCUUUUGGAGCCUGUUCCUUACUUAGACUUUAUAUGGGAAAAAUAUUAACCCUUGGAGUGUAUAAUCCUAAUUUUAAGAAUGUGAAUCCAGCUUCAUAAAGGCUGAAAGUUUUAGAAAAAUCGUUGCACUGUAACUUUUGUGAUUAAUAAAAAAAAAUUGUUCCCUGAA